Molecule: messenger RNA, 294 nt
Organism: Knipowitschia caucasica
Lineage: Eukaryota; Metazoa; Chordata; Actinopteri; Gobiiformes; Gobiidae
Source: the annotation of a GenBank genome assembly
AUGCCGUUCCAGGUGAUUGAAGAGGAGAAGCAGCGCCGUAAAGAGAAAUCCAUUCGCAACGUCUUGUGUUGCUUCCGCCAGUCACAUUUAGAGACUGUGUCUGAGGAGGAGGUGAGUGCACAGAACCUGCGUAAGAAGAAGGGGCAGCUCAUAAGGACAGGCGCUUUUAAACAGGCGAAGACUGCAGACUCCUCACAAGCGACGACAGACGUGAGGAUGCCGUUCCAGGUGACUGAAGAGAAGAAGCAACGCAAAGGCUUGGGUUGCUUCAGUUGGAUAUGGAGAAGGAAGUAA